AGUAGCAGAACUAAGAAUGCAGCAGUGAAUCCCUAGGUGGCGCUAAGUGCUUAAGCGGCAUGGCAAGCGUUUCGAUUUUUGUCUGUGGUUUGUUAUAGUUCCCAUUUUGCGUUGGUUUUGGUGAAGUGGAAUUGCGCUAAAGCAUUUUUAUGUAGUAUUGAAGCAUUAGAAUUAAACAAAAAUGGAGAAAAGAAAGGAAUCUUUAAGUGACAUAAAACUGUGUAGGUUCUGUUUAACUCAGGACUCAUCAUUGACCAGUUUAUAUGAUCGAAGUCGGGACCCCAUAUUGGUGACUCUUCCUUUGAAAAUUAUGGCAUGCGUUUCAAUCGAGGUAUUUCCAUCAGAUAAAAUGCCCUCCUACAUCUGUGAGCGCUGCAGAGUUUUCAUGGACAUUUGCUAUGACUUCAAACAAAUUUGCCGGCGGGCUGAUGAGUCGUGCCUUCAGUUUGUCCAAAAUGGGGUCCCUAUCAGUGCUGUCAAUUGGCCUUCUUCACUUAUGAAGAUAUUUCAACUGACGAAAAGAACAGUGUCUAGGCCAAUUAACACUGUUGUAGAAGGAGGAGCGACAAUCGCAGUUACAUCUCAAGAUAUGUCCGAAAAUGAUAAUGAAGAUGAAGAGACAUUCAACAUAAAGAUUGAUGCUGCUCGUGAUGGAUCCAAGCGUAUCAAAGUAACACCUAGUGGAGUCAAGGAAAGUGCAUCUGCUAAAAAAGCAGAAACGUGUUGGUGGGAGACAGCGGUAAGGAAGGGUGUGAUGGUGCGCGUGCGCCGGCGGUCGAGCGGGCUGGGCACGUGGCCGUGCGACGAGUGCGACACCAGCUACUCGCUGCACCAGCUGCUCGACAUACACAAGGCCACGAAGCACCGCGCCAGAAAUGUACAAUGUGAACAGUGCGAUGCUAAAUUUUUCUCCAAAUAUGACUUACUCACACACAAACUACGGCAUUCCAAUGAAAUGCCGUUCCAAUGUGUUGCUUGCGAUAGAAAAUUCAAACGGCUUAUUUUGCUUAAAAGACACGAAAAGAUGAUGCAUUCUAAUUUACCGCUACAUUUAUGCGAAAACUGCCCCGCGACUUUCCUGUCCACCGUGGAACUGGAAGCCCACAAAAAAAGGCACGAGGGCUAUGCGAAUCGGCAACAUGUCUGCACAAUAUGUGACAGAAAGUUUCACAAAAGAAACACUCUGGUUCGGCACCAGGACGUCGUGCACGGGAACAAACAAUUCUCUUGCGAGUAUUGCCCCCAGCGAUUUACGUCCGUGUCUAAACUAUCGCGGCACGUAAGGGCACACGCCGGCGACCGGGCGUACCCGUGCAAAUACUGCAACAAGAGCUUCGUAAAGUCGCAUCAUUAUACCAGGCAUCUCCGCUUGAAACACGAGGAGCAAGUGCGGCAAGCGCGCGGCGUCGACGCGGAGUUCCGCUGCGAGCAGUGCACCGAGAGCUUCGGCACCCAGGACGAGCUGUACUACCACUCGGCCAUCCACGCCACGCAGAACCUCACGUGCCCGCUCUGCCAGGAGAAGUUCGAGAACGUGGACGCCGUCACCACGCACAUCAGGACCCACGUCAACGGAAUAGAGUUCAUGUGCGACUACUGCGAGUUGGUGUUCACGUCGAAGGAGAAGUUGGACGCGCACAUGAGCGCGGCGCACGACGACGAAGCUUGGCCUGCCAAGGAGAUGGACGAGUCGUCGCUGGAGGCGGACGCGAUGGACGCGGACGUCGACGAUGACGACGAUGACAACGGACUCAAUGUUAAAGAGGAAGGCGACCACAUGGUGGUAGAAAUAAAGAAAGCGGAGGGUUAUAUGCUCAAGAAAGAAAUUGAAGUUGGACAAAUCAUUACUACUAACUCGGAAGGCAAGUGUUCAGGUGUGAGUGUGUACACAGACAGCGACGCAGUGGAGGGCACGGAGGCGCCGCGCGAGCCCGCCCGGCGCCCGCCACCCGCCACCAAGUCCGAGGCCACCUCUUCGCGCCUGCCCGCCGCUAACGAGAGGAUAAGCAUUUUGCGCAAGGCCGAGGCAAUGAAACGCAAGGCGGUUGAAAAAGAAGACCCUGAUGUCCCCCAGAAGAAAGAGAGGGCCGCGAAGGUUGACAGCACCACCAACAACGCCGGCUCCAGCGACAAGUCUCUCCGCAUGCUGGAGAAGGAAUUACAAGAGCUUAAAAGGACUACUACAAGAGUAGAAGGCAAGCCGACAAAAGCAGGGGAAGCGAAGAGCAAACGGCAACCCGUUCAUACCUCCACGCCAAAACUGAGAUCUGGCGACGAAAAGAAAGCACAAACUACACCCAAGCUUACGACAUCAGUAGAAAAGAAGCCCGUGGACCGCCGCAUUCCCAACAAGGAGCCUAAGGAGGCCGUGGCCAGGAACGCUGUCACGAGCUCCAAGGAUGACAAGAACGUAUCCAGCACCAAGGAGGACAAGCCCACCGGGGACCGCGACGACACCGCCAAGGACAACAAUAACAAGAAGAAUACCAGGGAAGAGGAAAACCCGCCCGAGAAAACCAAAAUGGCCGACAAGAAUAUACCCGAGAAGGAAGACAAAAGCGCCAGUAAAGAGGCCAAGGGUAAAGCUACGAAGGAGGACGUACCUAGCUCCAGCAAAAACGAAGCUAGCUCGAGCACCAAGACCGAAAAGAGCGCUCCCGCCAAGAACGAAGACAAGCCCGUCAAGAACGGCGACACGAGCGGCUCUGAAGACAACUCAGUACGUCGGUCAACUAGGCCAUCGAAAAUCAAGAACUAUGCCAGCAUGAUUCGUGACAGAACACGAAUGAUUCGAGACGCGGAUGACGAUGAAGAAGAUUCGGAUAUGGAAGAGGAAUUCGUUGGACCAGAUCCUGAUGGUCCAGAGCCGCCCGCGCGCAAGAGCCUGCCGAAGCGGCAAAAGUCGGCGACUCCCGCCCCGGCCGCCGCGAGCACGCAGGCCGCCACCCCCGUCGCGCGCCGUCGCGGCCGCCCGCGCAAGGAGGCGACUCCAAAGGAAAGCGGGGAGGACGCAGAAGCAGACACCCCAACGGUGAAGGAACCUGAGAACAAACCAGAGGAACCCACCAAAGAACCUGAAGUUACGAAUCAAGAGAUUCCUACAGAACCCCAAACCACUCCGGUACAGGCAACGACGCCGCCCGCGAGCACCGAGCCGCAGGCGAAUACACUAAUGUCACCCACCGGACAAACAUUGAAAAAAGUGCCUAUAAAAGCCUUACCACCGGGAGUUAAGCCUUUGCCGCUGCCACUUAACGCCAGACCAGGUGAUCUGUGUCAAAUGCAAAUUGGAAAGAAAAUGGUGAAGGUGCAGAAGAUCGUUAUGACCAAAGCGGAAGUCGAAGCGAUGGCCAAGAAAGGACUUUUGGAGUUAAAGGACGGGACCAUGGUGCUGAAGCAGGGCAUCAAGCUGCCGGGCGGCGACCCGGCUGUCCUCAGGUCAGGGCUGGUUAGCCAAGGAGCGAUUCGCAAGGUGUCAGCCACUCCAUCGCGGUGUAAUUUUGAAGGCGAAGAAGGAUAAUAACUUCUUUAUUAGAUCGAAAUAAUUAAUGUCUUCUUAAGCGUAUUUAUCAUCAUCAGCACUAGAAAAGAAUUACAUGUGCAUGUCGGUGGGAUUCUAAAUAAUGAAUUUGCAUCUUAUUAGGUUAGGGGCUUAGAUUAUGUUACUUUACUAUAAAUAUUAGUUAAUUUUACCGAAGUAUUUUUGUUUAAAACUACAAGUACACUUUAAACUGUAUGAAACUUAUUUUGAAGAACGUAUUUGAACGAGUGAACGUUUCAUUAUAUAUGCUAAAUGUUAAAUUUUAAAUAACAUUUAAAAAAACCGUAAGAGAUCUUAUAUAGUUGUGGAAGAUCAUUAUUACUACUACACACAAGAUUUGUUAUAGAAAAAUCUAUGCAUCAUCAAGUAAUCUCACAGCUACUUUUUUAUGAUACUUUACUAUUAUGUUAUGGUUUAGUAUUUAUUGCAUUAUUUAGUUCUUUUCGUUUUGCGAUAGUAACUAAUGUGGAUGUUCAUGUUGACACUUGGGCGGUUUUUGUGAACGACGACUUACCGCGAAUUUUUGUUAUCUGCCUCUCUACGGGUUAUUCCCCUCUCUACCGCUCUAAGAGCGAUAGAGAGGCAGAUAACGUAGUUCUUGUUCGCAGUAGGAUUUCAAUCAUAUUUUUAUCAAUUCAUAAUAAUGUUAAUGAAUAUCUUUCAUAAAUAUGUCGACUAAGCAGUGGCGUAACUAGGGGGGGCGGGAGCAGAGGGGGCAAGUGCCCCGGGCGCGUCCAAGGAGGGGCGCCAAAAUGAGCAAAAGGCUACCCCUCCAGCUUGCCAAAGGUAGCAGGGAAACUUUUGUCAGUCGUAUUUACCACCACUGUGAAAUGCUGAUGGUAACCUGGCCCAAAAAAUAUUGUUUUUUUACUACGAACAGUAAGAACUACUUCAACUUACUAUUUUACUACAAAUAAUAAUUUUGAAUCAGUUCGAUUAAAAAACUCACCUGAGGCGAUUUAUUUUCGCGCUCAGUUCCAUCAUCCAUGGUUUCAGUAAAAAAUGUUUUUUUUGUAAAUACCUAAACAUAGGUACAUUUUUUUAAGUGCACCUGCACCGGGUACAAUAAUACUAAGUACUUAAAUGCCAAAACCUCACAAAUAAUUGGUAUUGUAAACACCUGCGAGGAUAUUAGGGUUAACCUUUUAGUUCCAGAGAAAAUGCCAUUAUUCCCAUAGGCACCAUACAAACUUUCGAAAAAAAAAUAUAUUUUCCAGACCAAAUUCACUUAUAUUCAUUCUGGGAUAGAAACUGGAGUAAAUGUAAAAUAACACUAAACAAAACUAUAAUAAAUCUAAAAGAAGGCCCCUGUAAUUUUCUACAAUAAAAAACUAACACUUUGAAAAUUGAGCUUCUAUUUCUAUAAAAGGCGAUUUUCAGCGCACCGUGUGCCAGCUUCGAAUCAGUCCAAAGGCGCGCUGUGCGAAUCGUCGACGAUUCCAAACUCACAAGCGAUAUUGAACCUUUAAGCCUAUAAGGAGUCGCUUUGCCUCCUUGUGUGUGUUGUACUAAGCCUAUAAGGAGACGGUUUGCCUCCUUGUGUGUGUUGUACUAAGCCUUAUAAGGAGACGGUUUGCCUCCUUGUUUGUGUUCUAUAACUUGCACAAUGAGCUGUUCUCUGAAGCUUUCCAUCACCGCACCACUCGCCAUCAACAGAGUGUGCAUCAUAGAACCUAAAUGGUCGAGCACUGUGCGGUUUAAGAGGAAUUUCCUCCCGCAGAUGCCUCCGGCUGUGGAAUGAGCUCCCUGCCGAGGUUUUCUCGAGGGGCUACAGUAUGGGGUGCUCCAAAAAAGGAGUGUACAAGUUAUAAAAGGGUCGGCAACGCGCCAUAUCCUCUAGCUACGCCCCUGCCGACUAAGUUAUACAGAUACUCAUUUAUUCAAGCCAAUUUACAUGUCAAAAUAAAAUUAGAAUUAUACAGUUAAAAUUGAGAUCAUAAUUAAAUAUACAAUUAUAAUUUAAAAUAAAAAUAAAUGGUAAAUAUGGUACGUUACAUAUACCGUGAUGGUCUCAACAGAAAAUAAGUAAUGUUAAUCAAUCGUUGUCUGUAAUCGAGUAAACUAAGGAUCCAUAUUAAUGCAAAAUACCUAAUUAUUUCAAUUACUAUGUGAAACACGGAAUAUUUUUGUUUUGUACUUUAUAUUGUGUACAUUCAUUUGUUUAGAUAGUAAGGAUGACGAUAAAAUAUAAAAUAAAGGUGCAUGCUGCAACAAUA
Molecule: messenger RNA, 5757 nt
Organism: Cydia splendana
Lineage: Eukaryota; Metazoa; Arthropoda; Insecta; Lepidoptera; Tortricidae
Product: RE1-silencing transcription factor-like
Exons: 28
Coding region: 182-3520 (1112 amino acids)
Biological process (GO): regulation of DNA-templated transcription
Cellular component (GO): nucleus
Molecular function (GO): RNA polymerase II cis-regulatory region sequence-specific DNA binding; zinc ion binding; DNA-binding transcription factor activity, RNA polymerase II-specific
Source: RefSeq, a predicted model, not a curated record